GAGCAGUGCUUAAGAGCAUCCCGCGGUGCAGGGCUGCCCUCGCAAUCUGACCGCCUACCCUACACUAUCUUUAUCGCGCCGUGUCCCUCCGCACGUUUGCGACCCCUCACGCUUCACCCGCCGCGCUGUGACGCCAGCGCAUCAGACCGAACCGCGGGUAGCGAGGUACAAGAUCGGGAGUCCCCCCCCUUCAGGCACCCGCGCGCAUGCAGCAGAAUGUUUUCACAAUGAACGAGCGCUCCAUCCUGGACACGGUGCAGCGAUGGCGCCGCGCAAAAUACUCAGCCCGCCCGUUCGCCCUGACUCUCCUCGCCAUCACGCUGAUCGCAGUGCUCGCGUGGGCAAAGGAACAGCGCGGAGCGGCGCCCGGCAGUGACGUACUGCGCAAGAGAGAUGUCACGAUACUCGACGAGGAGUGCCGUCUCGUCCACCAUGCGCCCGAUCAGUGCGCCUUCGUCCUUGCGAACUGCCCCGACGAAGAAGCCGGCGUCAUCUCCUACCUGACGCUCUACUACUGCCGCCUGCCUCAUGCCAAGCCGGUCGCCUUCGCCAUGAUGACCCUCUGGCUCGCGCUGCUCUUCAGCACCAUUGGCAUCGCCGCCAGCGACUUCUUCUGCGUCAAUCUGAGCACGAUUGCGAGCAUGCUGGGCAUGAGCGAGAGUCUGGCGGGUGUGACUCUGCUGGCAUUCGGCAAUGGCAGUCCAGACGUCUUCUCGACCUUUGCUGCCUUCCGCACACAUGCUGCGAGUUUGGCUGUGGGCGAGCUUAUCGGUGCCGCCAGCUUCAUCACUGCGGUGGUCUCGGGAUCCAUGGCCCUGAUCCGCCCCUUCAACGUCGCGCGCAAGAGCUUCGUACGGGACGUCGGCUUCUUCAUCGUUGCUGCAGGGUUCAGCAUGGGCUUCAUCGUCGACGGCAAGCUUCACCUGUGGGAAGCCGUCUCUAUGGUGGCCUUCUAUCUGUUCUACGUCGUCUUCGUUGUGGCUUGGCACUGGUGGCUCAAUCAGCGCAAGGCACGGAGACUCAAAGCUCCUGCCAGCCGCAGUCACCACGUUACGCCUGGAGGCGAAGAGGAAGAGAUCCCGCAGUAUUUCGAUGACGACGACGCGGCCCCAGCCAAUUCCAGAACACCGUCGCGGGGAGUUUCGAUCGACGACUUCCAUGCGCUCGAGCGCGCAGGCGGAGACCCCAUGGACGCAGACGAGAACGAGGAGGAGCGCGGACGCUGGAUGGGGGAGAUGUCGAACAACAUGCGCGUGAGUCGUCCGCCGCUAGGAGCUCGACGACCAACCCAGACGCUCAUUCGACCCAGCUUGGUGGGAGCGUUAGAGUUCAGAGCUGUGCUGUCGUCUUUGCAGAAGUCUAGGAACAUUCAGGCAAUGCCCAUUAGCCUGCGACGCUACUCGGAUGACCCAAGCUACACAACGGCCCAGCAGCAGGACCUCAUCUCCACAACAUCUGAUCCUGCUCCUCGACCACCUUUUGACGUUGCUUCGGUCUCAUCAGCAAAGUCACCAAGUAUUACCAGGCCAACAUUGGAGGUGCAACAGAACAUCAACCGUACAAGAGCGGUCUCGACCAACGACCUCGACAGUGUCCGUCUUCAGCCUAGCACUUUACAGGGGAAUCUGCCACAUAUCAGCUUCGCACCAGCAACCCCCGACUUGCGAGACAGCAUGUCCGCUCGAGCAGGCCAAGCGCCUCCUUCGCCAACGAUUUCACUGUCACCGCCCCCUUCGCAAUUGUCGUCGCGAGUGCCAAGUCCUCUGUCGUCGCGAGCUCCAAGUCCUGCGCCGUCGAGAAAUCGUGGCUACUCUGACCUGCUAGCUCCCCCAGGCCUCGAUUCUCAAGGUCUUUCGCAACGUUCAGGAACAUCAACCCCGAGCCCUCUUUCCUCACCCGUUCUCGGUCCUGGCGAUCGUCCCGCGCCACCUAAUCUAAAGUUGACCGUGCCUGGUGCUGCGUCACCUCCCCUCCCUUUCCCAACAUACACAGACUUUCCGUGGUCGGCACAUAGUUCGUCUCGGGCACAAAGUCUGCGCUUGCCUUCCCCAAGCGUGUCGCCCGAGUCUGCCUUCCAUAAUGAGAGCCUCUUUGGAGUCUACGAUGUUGCUCGGACACCAAGAUGGUGGCCCUCUCAAUUCCUUCCUGCGCCAUAUGUAUUCCUAUCGACACUAUUUCCAACACUGACAAGCUGGCGCGACAAGAACAUCUGGGACAAGUUGCUGGGUCUUGUAGCUGCACUCCCGGUCUUGCUACUUACAAUCACACUGCCUGUCGUCGAGCCAGCGAGCAACGAUGACGACCAGCAAGCCGGUCACCCUGACCUCGGUCUCCCAUCAGUCCUGACACCCGUCGGCGGCACCUUCGACCCUCAAUUCCGUCUCGACGGCUCUGCCCCAGUGAGCCGCUCCGGCACCGACCCCUCAAAGCUGCAGAAGUCCUCUUCACACCAACACAACCCCUCCUACGCUUCUAACAACACCACCGGCUCCGUACCGCCGCAGCUCCUCAUCACAACCGAAGAAAACAUAAUGGGCUCCCCCGAACAGCUCCCUGAGAACCCUUUCUCCGCCCAUCCACAUCCCUCUACCGAGCCAAAACAAUGGAACCGCUGGCUCGUCAUAAUCCAGACCUUCACCGCGCCGUUCUUCAUCCUCCUCGUCGUCUGGGCAAACGUCGAGCCCGAGGACCCGCGCGCCCUCCUCCGCCAAACAAUGUACAGCCUAAUCGCCUCCCUAGUAAUGCUAGCCUUCAUCCUCCUAACCACGACACCCAACCGCCCGCCCCGCUGGCGCCAACUGCUCUGCUUCCUCGGCUUCGCAGUCGCAAUCGCCUGGAUCAGCACGAUCGCGAACGAAGUCGUCGGCGUGCUGCGCACCCUCGGCGUAAUCCUGAACAUGUCCGACGCGAUCCUCGGACUGACCAUCUUCGCCGUGGGCAACAGUCUGGGCGACCUCGUCGCCGACAUUACGGUCGCGCGCCUUGGGUUCCCUGUUAUGGCGCUGUCUGCCUGCUUUGGGGGCCCGAUGCUAAAUAUCCUCCUCGGUAUUGGGCUGAGUGGGACGUAUAUGAUUCUCACCAAGGGUGAGCAUAGGCAUGAUAAGCACCCCAAUGAACCUAUUCAUUUCAAACCAUAUCAUAUUGCGGUCAGCACAACCCUGGUCAUCUCUGGGGCGAGUCUGCUUGUUACGCUUGCGGGGUUGCUUGUGGCCGUGCCGGUCAGGAAAUGGAGGAUGGAUAAAUGGAUUGGGUGGGGCUUGGUGGCUACUUGGACGGUCAGCACGGCAGCGAACGUACUGGUGGAAACUUUGGGAUUCAGCAGCGAUGUCAGUUGACUAUCAGGUUGAGCUUGGGAUGGCUUGGUUUAGCUCGUGUUGCUGUUGGUUGUAAUGUCUUGUAUAGACCGCACAGCAUACUCACUAGGCGUUUUGGGCUGCGUUCAUAUACCACUUUGCUUUUCGUAUCUGUUUUGCUUUAGGAGCGUACAUAUCUUGCACCCUACCGGAGGGAUGUCGCAGCAUGCAUCAUAUUGAUUCCACGUUAUCCUCUUGAUGCUGCAAAGGCCACGAGCUUCCAGCUCAGCGUCGGCUUUGUUGCUGUGCAGGAGUAGCCAACAUCAAGAUCUUCACA
This is a messenger RNA of Macroventuria anomochaeta, 3630 nucleotides long. RefSeq names its product sodium/calcium exchanger protein-like protein. Gene Ontology annotation, cellular component: membrane. Gene Ontology annotation, biological process: intracellular calcium ion homeostasis; transmembrane transport; monoatomic cation transport. The record is from RefSeq and is a predicted model, not a curated record. The coding region runs from base 228 to 3335 and encodes 1035 amino acids. Gene Ontology annotation, molecular function: monoatomic cation transmembrane transporter activity. Lineage: Eukaryota; Fungi; Ascomycota; Dothideomycetes; Pleosporales; Didymellaceae. The transcript is spliced from 2 exons.